Molecule: messenger RNA, 592 nt
Organism: Psammomys obesus (fat sand rat)
Lineage: Eukaryota; Metazoa; Chordata; Mammalia; Rodentia; Muridae
Gene: Lamtor4
Product: late endosomal/lysosomal adaptor, MAPK and MTOR activator 4
Exons: 4
Coding region: 87-386 (99 amino acids)
Biological process (GO): cellular response to amino acid stimulus; positive regulation of TOR signaling
Cellular component (GO): lysosome; Ragulator complex
Molecular function (GO): guanyl-nucleotide exchange factor activity
Source: RefSeq, a predicted model, not a curated record
GCCCGGGCGAGUGGGCGGCGCGGCCACGUGACCCGAGCCGGAAGCGGCCUAUCGGGGACGGAGCUCCGCCAGCUCCCGCCGCGGCGAUGACUUCCGCACUGACGCAGGGGCUGGAGCGGAUCCCCGACCAGCUCGGCUACCUGGUGCUGAGCGAAGGCGCGGUGCUGGCGUCAUCGGGGGACCUUGAAAAUGAUGAGCAGGCAGCCAGCGCCAUCUCAGAGCUGGUCAGCACAGCCUGUGGUUUCCGGCUGCACCAUGGCACCAAUGUACCUUUCAAACGCCUGUCUGUGGUCUUUGGCGAGCACACGCUGCUUGUGACCGUGUCGGGACAGCGGGUGUUCGUGGUGAAGAGGCAGAACCGAGGCCGGGAGCCUGCUGAUGUCUGAGUGGCAGAAGGCACUGGCUGGAGAAGCGGACUGCGGUGGGGCCUGUGAUGGAGGACACCGUCUCCUACCAUUUUCACUGCUGGAACUGGGUGUGGGCCCAGCACCCCCUCACCCUCGCCCAAGGCCCAAAGGCUUUACGUUGAGGGAAACUAUGACAAGGGGACCCCGUCCUUCCCUUCUGCACAAUAAACACCAGUCCAACGGUU